Molecule: messenger RNA, 339 nt
Organism: Didymodactylos carnosus
Lineage: Eukaryota; Metazoa; Rotifera; Eurotatoria; Philodinida; Philodinidae
Source: the annotation of a GenBank genome assembly
AUGAGUACAUGGGACGGUGUAGUACCCGGAGACGGUACAGUCAUAAUUAUACCACCUGGUAUUAUCGUCUAUAUUGAUGAUGCUCGUUUAAUUGUAAACCUUUUACAAAUACAAAUUUAUGGUCAGCUCCAGAUAGGUGAGCUGCCAUGCAAAAAAACACCAACGUCGCAACAACAAUCACCACAAUGGCAAGCUACACAACAAGAUAGUCGAUCCCAUCAAGCAAAGGAUCAAAAUGAUGAAAACUGCGUAGAUGAAGAUGAAGCAAUCGAUAUUAAUGAAGAUGAUAAAGUUUUCCGUGAAAUACCGUCGCCAUCUGAUCCAUCAGACUUAAAUUGA